Molecule: messenger RNA, 6710 nt
Organism: Neolamprologus brichardi
Lineage: Eukaryota; Metazoa; Chordata; Actinopteri; Cichliformes; Cichlidae
Gene: fam193a
Product: family with sequence similarity 193 member A
Source: RefSeq, a predicted model, not a curated record
GUUAGCUAGCGUUAAGUAGCUAACAAGCCGACAGGCAGCUAAGGGAAAACUUCCAAUGAAAGCACUUAAACUUGACAGCGUCUUGAAGCUUCUCUGGAUGUGCACAUCCGUGCAACAAUUAAACAGGGAAGAAGAAAACUUUAGUUCACGUUACCUGUGCGCGGAUGCGGCUAACUGUUUUAGCUGUGCCCCGUUAGCCGUUGUAGAUGCUUAUUGAAAUCCUCAGCACCGGGCCGCACUGGACGUUUUAGCGCAAAGGGCUGUUAUCGCAGACGGUGCAUAUAGAUGUACUAGCAGUUUAUCAUCUGCUGUCUUUCGCUCUCGGCAAAGACGCCAGACUCGCUGAUUGACUGCCCGGAAAGACUGUUCCACUCUGCUGGGCCUCUGCUGUCAGCUGAAGCAAACUACAUCAUUCGCGGGAUGCGCUCUCCCCCUGCUGUUAAAAUGUGUUGUUUGCAGUUUGUGUCGGAUGCCUGUAAUACGUUUAUUAUCUAUUUUAGAUCCGAGUAGAGACAUAUAAUCUAAGGCAAAGGGAUAAGAUAAGAAGAAGACCGAUAUGUUUGUAAAGCAUUCAACGUCAGUGUUUAUCUCCGCUAACUACAACUUUCUCCCUGUUAUCUGCUUAGAAAGUGAUUUCCCAUGGCAAACUCAAUUUCCCACGAGCGCCUGGGUGGGGACGCACAUUUACGUUUCGACGCGAUCUGAGCCCUGGUUGAGGCAGUCCAGUCAGAGGCCAUAUUGGAAUAUAUGAAGUCGGCUUGCACUUUGAUGGAACUGAGUGUCUGCCGUUUUGAGAGUCUCUAUACUGCUAUCCAGGAUUUAUACGCGAGUGAUUGCAACAGGCAUUCCACUUGAGACUCUGCUAAGUCUGGACGGCAAGUUGUCUCGCUUCUUUUAUUGGGAAAAAUGAGUCCAACCGAUGCUAAACGGGGGGCUAAACGCAGGAAGAACAAGCGGGGCGGUGGCAGUAGCUGCAGUGCUGUCUGCAAUACCAGCGGUGGCAAGGCCGGGGUUGUUUCGGCCCUGGGCUGUGAGGGAACAGCAGCACCUGCCUCUGUCGUCGGCUUUUUGACACCUGGCAGUGCAGGCAGCGGGAAUAUAGGAUCCAUCACGGGCAUAAACGACGAGGUCAAAGUGAACAGCGGCGUUACACCACAGUUUACGGAAGGACCGGUGAAUGCUGACUUCUCUGGAGUCCUUCAGACCCCAUUCACAUUUGGCCUGAACCAGCGAGCGCCCUACACUGCUGGUGAUCGCUGCCUCUUGUGUCGAUGUGAGCGUAAAGACACUGUUGUGCCUUCAGAGGCAGGCAUCUCAGGCCAGAACGGUACGGCACAGCCUGCCAAGACUCCCAGUGCCCUACAGCUGCCUCUGUGGGUGUGCUCUGACUGCAGGCGCACAGUGGAGAAGGAGGACCGACAUACUACUCUAGAGCAGUCUUUAGGGAGUCAGGACUUUCUUUUGCACAUGCCUGUGGGUAAUGGAAACUUGGGCCAGGAGGCAGCCACAGGGGACAGACUGACCACUGCUGCGCCUACUCUACCCAUGCUUCCUGCCCCGGACCUCACCACGCCGAUGCCUGCUGAUACAGUGUGCAGCUGCGAAGCUUGCAACGAGAGGCGGGAGAUCUCUGCCGAGUCGGAGAGGGAGUCGCAGCAGCUGCAGAAUCAUUGGUCGGAGCUUCGCUACCUGGUGCGCUACAUCUACAGACAGACGGGGACGCCACUUGCAGAUGACCACGACCAGCCUCUAGAGAGAGACAAGGAGGGCAUGAAGGAGCUGGUGGAUAGACUCUGUGAAAAGGAUCCCUAUCAGCUCUACCAGCGGUUGGAGCAGCAGGCUCGGGAAUACGUCUUGGAAAUGAAAGUGCGUCUACUGAAGCACCUUUCUGCAGGUUCCAAGAACACGGGACCACCUGGGACCAUAGCUGCAGCCCAAGGUCCUCCUCAAGCCCACCAGUUCAUCUCACUUUUGCUGGAGGAAUACAACGCCCUCUGUCAAGCUGCACGAACCAUCAGCAGCUUCCUGCUCACCCUGGAAAAUGAGCACCUCCAGAAAUUUCAGGUGACCUGGGAGCUGCACAACAAACACCUUUUCGAGAAUCUGGUUUUCUCCGAACCGAUCUUACACAGCAGUUUACCGGCACUCAUUGCACAGCUUAGGCAUGGCACAGCUUCCCAUGAUUCAUACAGUGAAGAUACGUACAGGACGUUAUUAGAGAGCUACCAGCAACUGCAGCAGGAGAUGGCUUCAGUGGCUGCUCAGUGGCAGGAGUGUGAGAAGAGGAUUGAUGACUAUGUGGAUGAACAGAUGCUUUUUAAGGUGGAGGGUCAGAAUAUUACCAACCAAAGAACAGAGCCACACAAGUCUUUAAUUAGCAAAAAUACUUUAAAGACUAAGCAGGGAAUGCUGAAAGAGGACUGGGAAUUCUUUAAGCAAAGAAGGUUUAUAGAAGAACAGUUACCCAACAGUAAGAAAUCCCCCACCGGAGAUAACAACUUCACAGACACAAUGAGAAUGCUGUCAUCUCGUCUGAGUAUUCCAGACUGUCCAAACUGCAAUUACAGAAGAAGGUGCACAUGUGACGACUGUAGCCUCUCUCACAUCCUAACGUGUGGCAUAAUGGACUCUCCCAUCGCUGAGGACCUCCACAUCAAACUACCCAUGCAAGGGGAUCCUCCCCGGGACUUCUUGGCAGGGGUGCACCCUCCUAGCCUCUCCUCCGGCAGUUCAGCGUCCGGCUCCAACUCCAGUUCUCCCAUCACCAUCCAGCAGCAUCCGAGACUCAUUCUGCCUGAAGGGGACACCAACACUUUCAUUAGCGAUGAUGACGAAGUGCCUCCGUUGUCCAGUAAGUUUGGGGACAUGUACCCUAUGAGUGGUUAUGAGGACAACGGCGUGGUGACUGCUGCUGUGAACGGUCUUCAUAACGACAUCAACGGGGAAGGUGAAAACGUGGCGCUAAAGACAGGGUCUCCUCGCAUUACCAGCAGCAGCAGCUCAUCGGAGGGUGACGAGGAGGAAGCUAAUAGCGAGGGUGGUGGGGAGCCCCCAGGGCAGCAGGAACAGCUUUCCUCAGGAAAGACCAAUAGUCCUCCACCCUCCUACAACCACCAACAGGCAGAGCAGGUCCAGCAUGCCUGCGAGUGCCACGUGUGCAACCAGGACCCCAGCUCUUCCACCCUGGGCCCCGCCACGUGUUUGCCCCCUAGUCGGCUCCACGCUGCGCCUCCUCCCCCCGCUGUUGGACACCAAUUCUUCACAGACAGCAAGACCCCCCCUGCACACCCCGCCCUCCACUUGUACCCACACAUCCACGGCCACUUGCCCCUACACAACUUCUCCCGGCCCCUCCUGCACCCCACACUCUACCCACCAAGCCCACCUCUCACACACAACAAGCCUCUGCCCCCCAAUCCUAUAUCAAACCACUCGGCGGCCAAGCAGCCAGCCUUCAGUGCGUCUUUACCAGAGCAUGUAUACCAGAACUGCUUCGGCGGUGCGGGCAGUGCAGGUGACUGGAACAGCUCUCUGCAGUGCCUCUCGCUCAAGUUUGAGAAUUUAUGGGACGCUGCUGUGAUGAAGAGCUGGAAUCCGUCUGUGCUGUUGCCCGAAUCGCUUCCAGGUGAUAUGCUUGGACCACCACUCGCUGAUGUCCCCCUCCCUCCAACAUCAUCUAUUUGCCCCCAAGGGGAACAUCCCUCACUGCCCACGCCUCUGCCCCCUUCUUCGUCUUCUUCCUUGUCAUCAUCUUUGUCGUCAUCCUCCUCGUCCUCAUGCUCCUCUUCAGAAGCCAAAGAGCAGAAGAAGACCGGCGGCAAGAAGAAGUGUCUCUACAAUUUCCAGGAUGCCUUCAUGGAGACGAAUCGAGUGGUGAUGGCCACCUCCGCCUCCACGUCCUCAGUGUCCUGCACUGCUACCACUGUCCAGUCAAGUAAUAACCCACCCAUCCACCUAGCAUCUAAAAGACCCAACUCUUUAGAUGACGUAUUUCACAAUCUAGGUAAAGAGGACCACAGGCAACCCACUCCAACCACCCCUAGAAAUGGCUCCACAGGACUUACCUCCCUCCCUCCUCUCUCGGGGCCCCCGCUCCCUCCAGCACCCACCGCGCACCUCCCGACAAUAGGAUCACAACCCUUCCCAAAAAUGGCCACUCCAGCGCCAGACUUUGCAGACUCCCACCAGGGUCAUUGCCUCCCACCCGCAGAACCUCUGGCCACCUCAAUGGAUGGGCCCAUCAGUGCCCCACCCAGCGUCUGCAGUGAUCCUGACUGUGAAGGCCAUCGCUGUGAAGGGAAUGGGGGGUACGAGCAUCCGCCAUAUGAUGGAGAGGAGAGUCAGGACGAGGACAGCUGCUCGGAGCACAGCUCUUCCACCUCCACGUCCACCAACCAGAAAGAAGGAAAGUACUGUGACUGCUGCUACUGCGAAUUCUUCGGACAUGGCGGGCCCCCAGCUGCUCCUACCAGUCGAAACUAUGCAGAAAUGAGGGAGAAGCUUCGCUUACGUCUGACAAAACGCAAAGAGGAACAGCCGAAGCGCGAGGAACAGCAGCCGGUAAUAGAAAGAGAUGGAGGGGUGGAGGACCACAGGCGGGUGGAGGACCUGUUGCAGUUUAUCAACAGUGCUGACAGUAAACCCGCUUCCAGUUCUAAGGCAGCAAAACGAGCAAGGCACAAACAAAAGAAGAUGGAAGAGAAGGCCCGUCUGGAGGCGGAGGCCCGCGAAAGGGAGGAGCAGCAGUUGUUGGAGGAACAGCAACGGCGACAGAGGCAGGAAGAGGAAGAAGCGCUUCAAAAAGAACUGCUCCGACUGCAGGAGCUGCAGCAACAUCGCGCUGCCAAAAAGAAAAAGAAAGAGAAAGCAAAGGAAAAUACCGCUCCCCCUCACAACAAUCCACAGCCCCUUAAACAGACAGCUCAGAACGUCUUAGAUAAUCUUCAGAAUGGAAAGUCACAGCUGCUUCAAACUCUCAUCCGCCUCCCUGACCAGAAGGAACCCAGAUUUGACUCACUACCCCGGCCCCAUUUACAGCACAGCCCAAACUGCGCUGCUGAAAAGGGGUUUACCGCUGAGACCAACAUCCUCAAUUCUCCACCUGACCUCCUCAACGGCACCUCCUCUCUACUCGAGGUCAGCAGUAAAUCUAAGGGUAAGCAGUCCGCUAAAGUGCCCACCUCUGAGGCUGCUGUAAAGAAAGCCCCAGAGUUACCCAAGAGCUCCGAUGCGCCUGUAAAGCUCGCUAAUGGCGCUACCACUACAACAGACACCAAAGCAAUGCGAACUAGGCCCGUUGAAGCCCUCACUCCUCUCCCAACCAGUGAACCCCAGAGGGAGGAAAGGAGCAAUAACAGAAGUGCCAGCGGUAAAAGGCAGCAACACCAACCUCUAGCCCAAACAAAGGAAGACAGGAUAAGCCCCCCUGUGUCAAACCCCUCUCCGUCUCCCCCUCCAACCUCCCAGUCCGAACAGACCCAGCAGAACGGCAAACCUCCGACCGCAGAGUCCCCACAGCCCAAAGGCAAGACCAAGAAGAGCAAGAAGAAGAAGGCGGACAAGAUGAACAGCUCGAUAGAUGAUGUAUUCCUGCCCAAAGACAUCGACCUGGAUAGCACUGAAAUGGAUGAAACGGAGAGGGAGGUGGAGUACUUCAAAAGAUUUUGCUUAGACUCUGCCCGGCAGACCCGUCAACGGCUAUCCAUCAACUGGUCAAACUUUAGCUUGAAGAAAGCUACGUUUGCUGCACAUUGAGGGUGUUUAGUGAGUGACUGUCAGGACACAAUCAGUACCUUAACAGCUAUACAAACCCAACCCCGACCCUCCACUUCUCCCUUUACUUCCACCCAACUGUUAUCCUCCUGGAACUUCUCCCGCUGUGCCCAAAUCACACCCACGCUGCCUUGCUUUGUUCUUGUCACUGUGUGGUUCCAACACAGACCCAUCUGGACUGAUCCACCUGCAGAAAUAAAAAGAAAUGAAAUGACACAGAAUCACAAAAUGCUACUCUACAUCUGAUUAAUUUUUCCUGCCUGCUUGUGUGCUUCUAGUCUGAGUUGGGCAUUUCUCUUGACUGAAAAGGAAAAAAAAGAAAAGAAAAAAAAAAGCCAUGGUCUGAAAUUAUUUUCUUAUAUUGGCUUAACUGUAGUCAAAAGAUGCUUAUUAUGUCUGGAAGGUUUCCUUAAAAAAGAAAAAGAAAAAAGAGAGACAAUGGAAACUUAAAAAAAGCGAGAAAUGUAAUGAAUUAAAAGCUGUAUUUGACAUAUUGUGGCUUACUAUCCCAUCGUUUCCUGUUCCUAGCACGGCCUCUCAUCACACGAUUGACAAGUGAGCUUGGUUAGCUGGUUUCCACUCUCCCAAACCCUCCCCCAACCCCAUCAACUACUUCCACCUUAUUUCACAGAAAGGAGGAAGGCGUAAUACUUGACAUUGUUCUUUUUUUUUUUUUGUUUUUAAGUUCUGUUUAACAAACUGUUGAGUAAACGUGUACCAGUUACAGUUUAUGUUUUCUUUAUUUUGACCUGUAGCCAGCUUGUAUCAGAAUACUUUCAGAAUGAAAUUGAAAAAGAACAAUACUCACACUAUCAGUCUGUUAUAGAGUGUAUAUUGUAUUAACACUAAAGCCAAACUGGCUACUUUUAACAUAUUGUUAAGUAAUAUUAAAUCUUGUCUUUCUUUUUUGAAAGAUGGAAUACAGUAGUAUGGCAGGA